Molecule: messenger RNA, 1974 nt
Organism: Exophiala spinifera
Lineage: Eukaryota; Fungi; Ascomycota; Eurotiomycetes; Chaetothyriales; Herpotrichiellaceae
Exons: 1
Coding region: 1-1974 (657 amino acids)
Source: RefSeq, a predicted model, not a curated record
AUGGCUGCCAGGAGCCGACACCUGCCUGAGAUCAAGGCUCACGACAAAAAGGAUGGCUUCGUGCCUGCGCGUCCACACUCGUCGAAGCUUGUCUCGUGGAAAUCCUUCCGACGUCGACGUGUGAUCCUUGCCAUAGUCGUGAUAUGGCUCCUCUAUCUGUUUUUCAAGAACAUCCCUACAGACUUGCCUCCAGUCUCAGAACGCUACGAUUCGCGCUUCGGUCGAUUGACUCCCGGGCUACAACAGCAGCAAGCCUGGCAACGUCAAGAACAAACUGGCACUGAACAAGAUCACAGUUAUGAAGGCCCCAUAGCGUUCCUAAACCUCGCAAAGUCCCUGCGAGGGCUCUCCGCUACUCGCACCGCGAAGGGCGAUGUUCUGUUUGCCGUUUCACGAUUAGAGAGCAUACCACGAAUACUUCCCAUCGCUUGUGCCAUGGCACAGAUCGACCGAACGCGUGUACACGUCGCAUUCAUGGGACGAUCAAUUGCGAAGUGGGCAGACAUAAAGGCUUUGAACGGAGUUCCACGCGACGGCUGCGAUGUGCUGCUCCAUGAUGCGCGGCCAGACUUUCCUACGUUGUCUUCUGAGACGAGGUUGGGUGUUAGUGCUAGGGCGAGCCUGGGACACAUUCAUUCAAUUGUACAGCUUAGUGCGGUACUGGUUGGCGGCGAAGACUUUGAGGCCGGCUAUUUUGUCAAGGCUUUGAGAGAGAAAGCCAAUGCGCUGGGUCUUUCCCUGAUCACUCUCCCUGGUGGCGGCCUCGGAAGUCUCUCAUGGAUUGCUUCGCUGGGAGCUUCAUCCCUAAAUCAUGUCAGCAAGAUCCACGUCGACAUUGUGAUUCAGGCACAGCCCGAGUCUGCGGCAGCGCUCAUUCGACUUCUACGGUCAAUCAAAGAAGCUGACUACUCUGGGUGGUCGGUACCACGCCUGAUUGUUGAGCUGCCAUCCGAUCCCGACCCAUUUCUUUCUGAAUACCUUGCACGCUUCCAAUGGCCUUCUGAUGGCAGUAGUGGCAACACCAAGCUGGUUGUAAGACGUCGAGUCGACAAGAGUCUUCUGUCACCUGCCCAAGCAUCCCUGCGGACCAUUGAGUCGUUCUACCCUUUGAACCCUUCUGAGUCUCACGUCCUUCUCCUCUCGCCCCGGGCCGAGCUCUCGCACAGCUACUUUCAGCUGUUGAUGUAUACGCUGCUGGAAUACAAGUAUGCUGCAAGGAGGACAGAUCUGGUAAACCGCCUCGUUGGGUUCUCACUAGAUCUUCCAACCCAAGCCCCAGACCUCAAAACGGAGGCACCCUGGUCGGCAAGUCGGCUGAAUGAGCCACUCGUCCUUUGGCAAGUGCCCAACGCGAAUGCAGCCUUGUAUUUUGGUGAGCGAUGGAUGGAGUUGCAUUCCUUCUUGUCCCUUCGACUAGAGACUGAUCCCGAGUUAUCUCGAAGGGCGACAUCUACGCCAGCCAUAUCUCAGGAGUUCCCCUCUUGGUUGCAGUCUAUGCAAGAAAUGAUGCAAGCACGUGAUUACUGGAUGAUGUACCCAAACUAUGCGGCUGCUCUAGGUUCCGCAGCAGUGACGAUGCAUCAUGAAUUGCCCAAUUCUCCGGAGGAGUUUAUGCAAGACCAAGCCGACCAGCAAGCCACAGAGACGAACAGGCUCCAGAUAUCGGAGGAGCAGGCACUCACAGCAAACGAUGAAGUAGAGCGGUUGACCCGAAAAGAGCACAGGAGAUAUCCUGCUUCUCUCGUGACGCCGCUCUUGGAAUCUAUGAGCCCGGGAAUGCGGCAGAGCACCCUCGUUGAUGCCAUACCGAUGAUAUCGUACAGUGGCACUAAGAUUCCAUGGGCAGAGUCUCGAGAUUGGGCGUCUCAGUUUGCUCAGGAUUUCGCCCAGACGGUUGGAGGCUGCGCUAGCUACGACCCGGAGAGCCAGGGAAGCGGCGCUGUCGAGUCACUCUUCUGUGUGGCGAGAGAAUAG